AUGAUCUCUGAACUGGGGACAGGGCCCAACUCCCUGGACGCACAUGUGCAACAACUUGAAUCAACCACUGACACUCACAGCACACAAAUCACGUGCUCCAUGCAGCAAUUCAGUAUGUUAAACACCAAACUUAUAUCACUGCGCCGGUACAUGGAAGACCUAGAUAAUAGGGGAAGACGGAACAACAUCCGUAUUAGGGGUCUCCUGGAAUUUAAUACUGGCAUAGAAAAUCUACCUCAGAUUUUGACAGGCCUCUUCAACUCUUUCCUGAACUGCCCGAAAGACACAGUUAUUAAGCUAGACAGGGUGCACAGACCCCACAGACCCAAAGGAAGGCCAGAAGAAACGCCACAUGAUAUAAUAUGCUGCCUCUGUGACUUCACACUAAAAGAAGCCAUCAUGAGACAGACAAGCUAG
Pelobates cultripes (western spadefoot toad) is the source of this 417-nucleotide messenger RNA. Lineage: Eukaryota; Metazoa; Chordata; Amphibia; Anura; Pelobatidae. The record is from the annotation of a GenBank genome assembly.